Molecule: messenger RNA, 2197 nt
Organism: Cornus florida
Lineage: Eukaryota; Viridiplantae; Streptophyta; Magnoliopsida; Cornales; Cornaceae
Product: protein JINGUBANG-like
Exons: 1
Coding region: 77-1438 (453 amino acids)
Molecular function (GO): protein binding
Source: RefSeq, a predicted model, not a curated record
ACCCAUAGCCAUAUUACCAAUCCCAUUUCUCUCUCUCUCUCUCUCUCUCUCUCUCUCACCUCUCUCUCUCUUUAGCAUGGAAUACUAUGGCAAGAGAACUUUGUUCAGCUUCAUAGAUGAAGAGAAAAAGACAAUUCAAUCACCAACUCACCUCUAUGGCCUCCAAAUCCAUCAACAAAUAUCAGAACAAGAUGGCCAUUUUAGCCCUCCAAGGCCUUCUACACCCACUUCCACUAUGUAUUCUCCACUCCCACCUCCAAGCCCUGAAUCACCAUGGACUCUCUCCCCUCUCCAAACACCAUCCCCCUCUCUCCUCUACCACUGCAUCGCCUCGCGUCACCGCCAAGAAGGCAACAUCUACUCCAUCACCGUCUCCAAAGGAGUAGUCUACACUGGCUCUGAGAGCCGCCGGAUUCGUGCAUGGCGCCAGCCGGACUGCAUCGAGCGCGGGUACCUCAAGGCGAGCUCCGGCGAAGUCCGGGCCAUCCUAGCUUAUGGUAACAUGCUCUUCACUUCACACAGGGAUCACAAAGUCCGAAUUUGGAACGUCACGAAUUCGGAUAAUUUCAGGUCCAAAAAGGUCACAACCCUACCUAGAAAAAACUCAUUCCUCUUGUUUUCUAGGGCAAGUGGGCACCAACACAAGGAUUGUGUGUCCUGCAUGGCUUAUUACCAUGCAGAAGGGCUUUUGUACACUGGGUCAUGGGACAGAACAGUCAAGGCGUGGCGAAUGUCCGAUAAUCGGUGCGUGGACUCAUUUUUGGCUCAUGAAGAUAAUGUGAAUGGCCUAGUGGUGAACCAAGAUGAUGGGUGUGUUUUCACAUGCUCAUCUGAUGGUUCGGUCAAGAUUUGGAGGCGAGUAUAUGGACAGAACUCGCAUACUCUCACCAUGACACUUAACUUCCAGCCGUCGCCUGUCAAUGCACUGGCCUUAAGCACAUCACUGAGGUCUUGCUUCCUCUACUCCGGUUCGUCCGACGGAUUCAUAAACUUUUGGGAAAAAGAGAAGAUGUCUGGUAGGUUUAACCAUGGAGGGUUCUUACAAGGGCAUAGAUUUGCAGUGCUUUGCUUGGUGUCCAUAGAGAAGUUGAUAUUCAGCGGAUCGGAGGACACGACGAUUAGGGUUUGGAGGAGAGAGGAAGGGAGCUGCUUUCAUGAGUGCCUUGCAGUGUUGGAUGCACAUAGAGGGCCAGUGAGGUGUUUGGCUGCUUCAUUGGAGAUAGAGAGGGUUGUGAUGGGUUUUUUGGUUUAUAGUGCAAGUUUGGAUCAGACUUUUAAGGUGUGGAGGGUUAAGGUGUUGCCUGAUGAGAAGAAGGUGUGUUUGGAUGACAGGACUCAUGAAAUGAAGAAGAAGAUCAUGGAGUAUGAAAUGAGUCCUGUGUUAUCUCCUUCAUGGGUAGAGAAGAAACUUCAAGGUAAUAACCACCCUUUUCAUUAGAUUUUAAUGUAGAGAGGGACAGUGCAUGGCAGCAAUUAUUCUUAUUAUUUCAUGAUGAAAGUACAUGGCCUGUUCCAUACUUGUAUAUAUAUAUAUAUAUAUAUAUAUAUAUAUAUGAUGAAAGUACAUGGUCUGUUCCAUACUUGUAUACAAAUAUAAUAUACAUAUAUGAUGAAAGUACAUGGUCUGUUCCAUACUUGUAUACAAAUAUAAUAUAUAUAUAUACAUAUAUAUAUAUAUAUAUAUAUAUAUAUAUAAAGUUAUGUAUUAAUGUAGAGAGGGACAUGCAGUGAAUGGCAUGUGCACAAAUGCUAGCUAACAUGGUAUUAUUUUUGUUAUUUCAUGAAAGUGACUGGGCUGUUCCAUACAUAUAUAUAUAUACAUAGUUAUGCAUUUAUAAUGUAUUGUUUAUUUCUAUUUAAUCUAAGGCUCCGAUUGGAUACACAUGAUAGAAAAUAAAGAAAAUGAUAAUAGUUAUUCAUUUAGAAAACUUUGACUUACUACCACAUUUUAUUUUUGAAUCAUUUGAUGUCAUUUUUAGUCAUAUUCCUUUCAUAUACUUAUAUAUUAUUUAUAUCUCAUAUUAGAGGUAUAUUUCGGUAACUUUGACUAACAAAAAUUGUGAGUAAAUUUUUUUGAAUUGGACAACUAAUAUAGGACGGAAGGAGUAUAGGAGAAAAGAAAAGAAAAAAAAAUAAUAUCAAUAAUCUCUAUUCAUGUUUGGAUAAAUAGAAGAGAUUAAAAAAAUAAAAAUAAAAA